Messenger RNA from Phaeoacremonium minimum UCRPA7, 1437 nucleotides. Its product is annotated as putative 1-phosphatidylinositol phosphodiesterase protein. The record is from RefSeq and is a predicted model, not a curated record. The coding region runs from base 1 to 1437 and encodes 478 amino acids. Lineage: Eukaryota; Fungi; Ascomycota; Sordariomycetes; Togniniales; Togniniaceae. Gene Ontology annotation, biological process: lipid metabolic process. Gene Ontology annotation, molecular function: phosphoric diester hydrolase activity. The transcript has a single exon.
AUGGCUUCGCUGACCAUCCGCAACUUGACGAUCCACCCGCUGGAGCUCAAGACGGUGGAGCGCCUUGAGGGCGAGUCUGUCCCGGAGCCCGGCGGUCUGGCGAGGAUCAACAGCACCAUCUCCGGCUUCCUGAGCAAGAACUCUACGCCGUCGGGCGGUGUGAAGCCACGCGACAACCAUGCGCCUCUCAGCAAGGAGGACAUCAAGGAUGUUGUCGCCAAUCCCUUCGAAACCAAGCCGACCAACAUCCGGGCGGCGGACCCGACCCGUGAGAUUCUCCGGCUGACCUUCCAAGCACCCGGGCAGUCACACAAGUACCAGGUGGACGUACCGGGACCCUCGCCGCGCAGCAUUGUCAUGAAGCGGCUUGACGGUGCACCGCAUGAGCUCACGGCAGUCUACAUUCCCACUGGUGCAUACCUGUCCAUCUUCAGCUCUACCAACCUUGCCGCAUGGAUGAAGGAGCUGCACAAUGACUACCCCCUAUCCGCCCUUUCUAUCCCGGGCACGCACAACAGCCCGACCUGCCACACAGCUCUGCCUUCGGUGCGCUGUCAAGCUGUCGGCGUCAAGGAGCAACUGGAUAAUGGCGUUCGCUUCUUUGACAUUCGAGUUUCUGCAAACACGGACAACGACGACCUGGCGCUGGUACACGCCGUCUUCCCAAUCAGCUUGACCGGAAACAAGUAUUUCCACGACAUGCUGAAGGACAUCUACGGCUUCCUCGACCGCAACCCGUCCGAGACGCUGCUCAUGUCCGUCAAGCGCGAGGGCACAGGGAAGGGCACCGACCAGCACCUGUCGCGGUACCUCCACAAGCGCUACUGCGGCGGCAACGACGCCCGGCGGUGGUUCACAGAGCCCCGGAUCCCGAAGCUGGGCGAGGCGCGCGGCAAGAUCGUGCUGGUCCGGCGCUUCAACUCGGACGACAGCCUGCGCGGGGAGCACGGCGGCAAGGGCUGGGGCAUCGACGCCGCCUCGUGGCCCGACAACUGCGCCGACGGCGAGUGCGGCAGCAAGCUGAUCCGCGUCCAGGACUUCUACGAGGUCGACCAGAGCACCAAUAUUGAGAAGAAGAUUGAGCUGGCGCGCGCCCACCUCGAGCGCGCCGGCCAGCAGCUCUUCAACAUCGCCGCCGUGGGUGCCCAGCAAGCCGCCGCGGCCGGUUCGACCCUGCCGUUCUUUGUCAACUUCCUGAGCGCGAGCAACUUCUUCAACGCGAGCUGCUGGCCCGAGAAGAUCGCCGGCAAGGUCAAUCCUGCGGUGAUUGAGUACCUCUGCAUGCGGCACGCCGAGCACGGAAAGGGGCCGGGCAAGCUGACUGUGGGUGAUGCUAGCACGGGUAUCGUGGUCACGGACUGGGUAGGUCACAACGGCGACUGGGAUCUCAUUCGAUGCAUCGUGGGCUGGAAUGCCAGGCUACAGUUGAAGAAGUAG